ACAACUAUCAUAAGGGGUGAUAUGAGUUCAUGGCAGUUGGUCAGCCUGAUUACGGUGACAUUACAUGUAUCUUUGGCAAAUACUACUAAUAAGGUGAAAUGCGAAUACUUCGUACCUGGUACCCACCCUUCAGUGCAGCCGGACACGUAUUGUUCACGUAUAGAAUUCGAAUGGAAUUGUUCUAACGCUAUACCCGGGACAACCUGGCACUUCUUAGAAGGCUACAUUGGGCUAGGUCGCUGUUGUGAACCCGUUUAUGGAUGGAAUGGAACAUUUAUAAUAUGUGAUAGAAAUGGAGAAGCCGACAAACUGACCCCCUGUGAUGAGGGACGACAUAACUACAACCAUCCCUUCUCCUCCGCGGAUACUGUUUACGGGUAUGAACACCCAGACACGGUAUGCGAAGUACAGGGUGCCUUAAAGGGGAUGGACAGACCACAUGUUGUUUGGAAACAACACGAAUUUAUCAGCAGAAUUGGAAAUUCGAUCACCUUGAUAGUUACUUUUAACUCGACUACAGAGCCUGUUAAUGUUGGUUUACUCCACAACGAGGAACAAUUUCCCGUGCAGAUGUCGUACGACGUGUACACGGCUAGCCCAGAUAGGAAAGAUAAAUAUGUUGUACACAUUACUAUCAGCAACGUCACGACAGCAGACGGUGGACAGUAUCAAGCCGUAGUCACCAACAAACGGGCUAGUGGGUGGAGUGACAUAACUCAUCUUACAGUUAAGGACACGGGCAAGAUUAGUUCUGGCUCACAACCAAUCAGCGGCAACAUCUGACACAAUCAUUUAUUUUCUGUUACAACGACAAUAUGAUUUGUUUUCUUUCCUGAAAUACGGGGUAAUACUCAGUGAGAAAGGAUAAUUGUGACAGAUAAAACAAGACAAGAUAACAGUAUUUGUAAGUGGAACACAUGAAAGAAAAAAUCAGGACAUGAACUGUUUUCUGUUUUGUAUCAAUUUUCCACGAUUAAUGUACAAUAAUUUGUAACUGUGUUGACAGCUUUUGUUACAUGUGUGAUCAACUCAGGUCGCCUUGGUGAAAAACCUGGCGCAU
Molecule: messenger RNA, 1060 nt
Organism: Ylistrum balloti
Lineage: Eukaryota; Metazoa; Mollusca; Bivalvia; Pectinida; Pectinidae
Exons: 8
Coding region: 22-783 (253 amino acids)
Source: RefSeq, a predicted model, not a curated record